UACAAGCGCUGUGGUCGCAGGUGACCAAGAGUAAGUGACUUGUCAUUUCCCGCUGAGGACAUGCGUUAAUGGAUAUGAUACUGUACUAGGGUCCAAUGCCUCAACCGCUCGUCAUGCGUCGCCCUCGCCAUCACAAGGAUGGCGCCCCUUCACCUUGCGCCCGAUCUACCUGACCUUCCUUGCCUGUCUGAUGGCCUUGAUGUUGCUGAUAUUGGAGGGUUUGCGUCGCUAUACGGAGUGGUACGGAGGUCUCGUCUUUGUGGAUGCGACCGAGGAAGUGUCCGGUCUCCAGUCCUUUGCGUACAACUAUAUCCCCAUUAUCGUCGCCCUCAUUCUGUUGACCUUGUGGUCUCUCGUCGACUUCGAUGUCUUGCGCCUCGAGCCGUACUUUCAGCUGGCCCGACCGGAGGGCGUACCCGCUUCUGUACUCUUUAUCAACUACAAUUUCGGCCAAACCUUCAUUACACCGUUUCUGUCCGCCAAGCGAGGUCACUGGGUCGCCUUGUUGGUUUCGAUCGUCACCGUCCUCACUCGAAUGUUCCUCCCCGCGCUGCAGAGUACUCUCUUGGAACUGCGCGAGGUCACCGUGGUCACCAAUGAGAGUAUGAAUACUUGGCCGUCUUUGGUGGGGUUGGGUAUUCAGGCCAAUUGGAUUGCCGCUCAGGAACGGAGCAGUUUCGAUUCUGCAAACUCAGCCUUUGCGUCAACCGCCAAUACUCUGCAGAAAUCACGCUCCCCCGAUUUCGCCAUUCCGCCCGUCCAGAUCCCCACGAACGACCGCCGGGAAAGCACAGUGUGGAAAGUCAAUCAAACCAUAUACUGGUCCCAGUUGUCCUGCCAGGAUUUAUUGGUUAACGAUACGUUGCCAGUGACAAUAAAUCAAGCCAAUGUGAAACACCCGGUUGUGUCGUGGAACGUGACGGGAUUGCCCCUGGUCAACGGGACGAACGAAGACUGUUCAUUGGACUUUCACUACGAUAGCAUCUUUUACCAUGACACUGACUUUCUUCAAGUGCGUUACUGGGAGCCUGUGUGGACGACGGAUACUCUCUACUCGAGCUCGGUGCGAAAGGCGUUCCGCCCUCGUGAUUGCGACCCUUUUGAUUUGUACGGUGUUCUCCUAUCAGUCAACGCUACGACGGUGCAUGCCGAUGCGAUUAGCUCGCUGGGCUCGCAGUAUACUUCGUCGGCGACCAUGUUUGCCUGUCAUAUCCAGUACUAUAAAGCGCUAGCGGAGGUCUCUAUGCAUGCGAAUAGUUCCAUCACAUCACUUCAUGUAGUGACUAACACCACCGCCAAUCUGACUAGCCAGGAGUUCAAUAUCGAUGAGUUCCAGGGACUCCUCUCCCAUCGGGCACCAUACACUAGUGAUAUCCUCUUUAUGCAAUAUAAUGACACGAUGGGCGAUCGCAUCGUCACGGAGCUUCCGGUCAUCGGUCAGCACAUGCCCGAUGUGGAACCUAUGCCUGUGUUGGAUACCGCCACGAUCAUGCAGCAAGGGGAAUUCGAGGAAAAGGUCAAGCGAGGUGUCAUUCAGACAUUUGUAAUGACCAUGGGUCGUCUGUUCAACCCGGAUGUACCCCCAAUCACCGUCCCCGCCGUCCGCCUCGCACACCAGGUCACCAUCGCCGUCGUUUCGUUCGCAGCAACAUUGUCGGAGGCCAUUCUCUUCUUCGGGAUCGUUGUGGCCUUGGGUCUACUUUACUUUUACCAACGUCGUCCCAAUAUCCUUCAAAGUGACCCCGCCUCUAUCGGAGCCAUGUGCAGCAUGGUAACAGACUUAUUCUCGCCAUCAAACAUACUCGGCAACGCCCAGUCCGAUCUGCAUCAGCUCUCGACUCGGCAGCUGCGAAUGAUCCUCCGAAAUUUCCGACUCUACUGGCGGGAAGGGCCUAUGGGAAGACGUGUAGAGAUUGUAUCAGUGGAUGGUGAUGGUCAGGACUCCCCGAGGAGCCUGCGGGAUCGGAUCCGCACGCGCGUUGACCCGCGACCACAUUUCCUGGUUAUUCCUAUCUUUAUCCUUGAAUUUCUCUUUCUUAUCGCUGUUAUUGCUGUCAUGUCGCUGGUCAUCGCCUCUCUGGCCCAUGAAGGUAGUUUCAGACAUCUCACCCAAUCGGAUUCCAGUUUCUUCCAGGUUGUGCUAUCCUUCCUCCCUUCUGUGGUCGCUUCUGCCGUCGGGUCGCUGUGCACUUCUAUCCAUCGGAAUAUCAGCAUUCUGGAGCCGUGGGUCCACCUGCAGCGCGGAAAGGCCAAGGCCGGGGCCUCUUUAUCGAUGAAUUAUGCCUCUCAAACCCCGUGGCUAGUAUUACUGAAAACAAUCCGCGACCGCCAUUUCCUACUAGGCCUGGUAUCCUUAGCCUGUGUGAUGAACACGGUCCUCACCGUGGUUGCUGGUGGGCUUUUCACGCAAAAGCUGACCACCUCUGGCUUCGCGACUCAAGCCAUUAAGGCGAACUAUAGUAAUUCCAUCUUUAAGCAAACCGACUUUGCCGCUGAUUUCACCGAGUACGAUCUAAUCGAGACCAGCAUUACCAGCGGCGUUCCCAUGCUGCCGUGGACUAGCCCGGAUUACUCAUUCGUGCCGCUCAAAAAUAGCCAGCCAAACGUGACAGCCUCCUACAGAGCCACGACUCUCGGCAUUGGGGCCGAUCUCGAAUGUCAGGAACUGUCGAUCUCCAAGCACUUGAAGACGAACGCCACCACGGGGGCACCCUAUUGGCAGUACCAACCAUUUCAGAAUGAUAGCCGACAAUGCACGGUGAACAUGUUCCGGCAAAAUCAUGAGAAGAUCCCUCUCUCCAUCCACUUCCUUUCCCCUGCGGCCUUGGAGGACAUGGAUCAAUGCCAAACAUUCACGGUGCUGGUUGUUGGACGAUGGAACUAUACGGGGGACUCGGCCAUUACGGACCACAAUACUGUGGCCUUGCACUGUGAACCCCAAAUUCAGAUGCAGAAUUUUUCCAUUCUCUUCGACCAAAAGGGCCAGAUCCAGGAAAGUGACCCGAUGCCCAACACUGCUAUCACAUCCGGUUCCAUGUAUGAUAAUGCGACGAUCAGUCUGGGUCAGUUUAACAAAGUCUUCGCCUCGAUCCCUCAAAACUUCGCGGGUGAGGCAGAGCAGAAAGGACCCACGGUGUCUUCGUAUGACUGGGCUGGCUUUCUGGUUGCUCGCCUCUAUAAGCAAAGAGAACACGGCAUUUCCUCCCUUGAGCCUGAUGACUUGAUUGCCAUGUCGGAGACAGUCUACCAAUGGGUGUAUAGCACCUACUUUUCUUUGUGGGGCCCGAUCUACCUUGAACCGUUGGAGAACUCCCACACUGCCACUAAUGCAACCGUCUACUACAGCACCUGGGCGAUGAUCCCGUCGGUCCCUUCAUUGACCAUAGCGCUGUCUAUCAUCGCGCUGGACACGCUGGUCGUGUUGGUCGUGUUUGGGACGCGGCGGGGUCGAUUCAAGGGGCCGCGAAUACCACGGUCGAUCGGGUCGGUGAUUCCCUGGAUUGCGAACAGCCGCAUGCUAAGUGACUUCCGGGGAACGUAUUCUUGGACCAGUCUCCAGCGUCGAGAUUACCUGGAGCGGUUGAAUAAGCGAUACGCCUUCCGUCUGUUUCCGGGAUCAGACGCGCAGUGGCGAUUUGCCGUAGACGAAGAGCCAAUAGUGGAGGAAAACAAGCCCACUGUCGUUGCAGAUCCGGGGACCCUAGAUCCCACUAAGCAGCCCGAUGCGAUUGAGCUCCGGCCUAUUGGGGACGAGGGGACUGGACCUCAACGGAUUCACGACUAACGUGACAUGCCAUGUCUGUAUUAUAGCAUAGCGUCUUUGGUUUUCGUUAGACUAGGAUUUGGAGUUCUUGUAUGGGUGGAUUGGAUGUAAGGAUACAUGUACAUAUAAUAUGGUAAUACGGGAACCACGACCUUGCAAAUGCUGUCUCUGCUAUAGACCGUCAGCCCAUUCUUAUGACCUUACCACCUACCCCCGACCCGAGUC
Molecule: messenger RNA, 3988 nt
Organism: Aspergillus alliaceus
Lineage: Eukaryota; Fungi; Ascomycota; Eurotiomycetes; Eurotiales; Aspergillaceae
Product: DUF3433 domain-containing protein
Exons: 2
Coding region: 191-3784 (1197 amino acids)
Source: RefSeq, a predicted model, not a curated record